This is a messenger RNA of Lepus europaeus (European hare), 2583 nucleotides long. It is a transcript of the gene DISC1, whose product is annotated as DISC1 scaffold protein. The transcript has 13 exons. NCBI's taxonomy places the organism in Eukaryota, Metazoa, Chordata, Mammalia, Lagomorpha, Leporidae. Gene Ontology annotation, biological process: cilium assembly; neuron migration. Bases 1 to 2583 code for a protein of 860 amino acids. The record is from RefSeq and is a predicted model, not a curated record. Gene Ontology annotation, cellular component: mitochondrion; centrosome; microtubule.
AUGGGGGAUUUCGCCUUCUCUGAUGCUCUUUUACCCCUGGAUCCUGGGGCACACUCACCUGCUGGCAGCUGGGAUUACUUACCACCUGCAUCAUCUUUUCGGAGGCGGCGGCUGGCACGGAGGCCGGGCUACAUGAGAAGCACAGCUGGGCCUGAGAUCGGGUUCCUCUCUCCAGCAGUGGGCACACAGUACUGUGUCCUGGAAGGGGCAGGCAGCCAGGAGUCCCACAACUCAGAGUCCAGUGCUGAAAGCUGUGGCCAGCGGCGAAGCCCCAAGGUAGGGACUUCUGUUCCCCAGAGCACAACAGAUCCUCCUGUGACCUCUCUGGACUGUGUAGGCGGGGCUGUGACCACUGCAAGAGGAACGUCAGCAUGCUCUGGGAUUCAGCUCAGAGCUGAUAGGCUAACUGGGCCAUGUGGCCCUGUGCACACUGGAUGUCAGCAAGAAUUUUCAUCCAUGGACUGUGCUGAGGCCCUGGGUCCCAGCCAGGAUGCAGCCUGUGGUGAAGGCAGAAGGAGAUCCCAAGAUACAGGCUCUUUGGCACCAAUAGAAGUGAGCAGGAACAACCACAGCCUCAGAAACAGCCUCAACGCCCCUUCAGCCAUUCCUGGCUCUCAGGAUGUCUUUGCCUCAAGCUUUAGUUUCAUUCAGCAGUCGCUUGGCUUUGCUGGGGAACGUGGAGAAGCAGAAGGUUGCCUGCCAUCCAGAGAGGCUGAGUCCCCUCAUCAAAGUCCCCAGGAGAUAGAACUCAAAGCCUCCAGCUUGGACACACCCCAUGAGGACCCUCCAUAUCUCUCUCAGUGCUUUGGUCUUCCAGCCCCUGGGGGCUCUGCAGACUUGGCCCAGGUGGUGGGGAGCAGCCGCUGCCCAGAACAUGAGAUGCUUUCUUCAGUGGACAUGGACCCUGGCUGCUCCUGUUGCCCAGCUCCCUCGCUGGCUGACUGUCAUGGUGAAGAGCACAGUGGCUCAGUGAAUGCCCACUGUUGGACGGCGCUGCUCAGCAAGUGGGAACCUGCACUGCUGGACUGCCUGUCAAGCAACCAGAGGAAGCUAGAGGUGACAUCCUUAAGAUUAAAGCUUCAGAAACUUCAAGAAAAUGCGGUUCAGGAUGAUGAUUAUGAUAAAGCUGAGAUACUAAAACAAAGAUUAGAAGAUCUGGAGCAAGAGAAAAGCAGCCUGCACUUUCAGCUCCCUUCCAGGCAACUGGCUCUCAGCAGCUUCCUGAGACACUUGGCAGCACAGGCCCAGGCUGCCUUGCACCAGGCCAUCCAACAGGCCAGCAGUGACAACACCCAGGCCAGAUGCAGAACAGAUCCGAGCCUGUUGGAAUCCACUGCUCAGGAAAACCUGUGCGUGUCCCUCACCAGGCGAGACUGGCUUCUGCAGGAAAAGCAGCAACUGCAGAAAGAAAUUGAAUCUCUCCAAGCAAGGAUGUCUGUGCUGGAAGCAAAAGAUCAACAGCUGCGACAGGAAAUAGCAGAUCAAGAGCAGCAACUCCAGUGGCAGGGCUGUGAUUUGAUGUCCCUGCUGGGCCAGCUGUCCCCUGGCCAGCUGCAGGACAUUAGCAAAGCCUUGCGGGAUACCCUGGACUCAGCCAGUCAGGUUCCUUUCUGUGUGGAGCCACCUGAAACCAUAAAGAGCCUCCAGGAUAGGAUAAAAUCCCUCAACUUGUCACUUAAAGAAAUCACUGCUAAGGUGUGUAUGAGUGAGAAACUCUGCAGCACUCUGAGGAGGAAAGUGAACGAUAUUGAAACCCAACUCCCAGCACUGCUUGAAGCCAAGAUGCUUGCUGUAUCAGGAAACCACUUCUGUAUAGCUAAGGACCUCAUGGAGGAAAUUAGAUUGUUAGCAACAGAGAGAGACGUGCUGGAGGGAGUCCUCAACAAGCUGUUGAUGCUGAGUUCCAGGAAUGUCCAAAAGUUGAGAAAUGUUAAAGAAGAUUACACCAGACUGAGCAGAGAACUAGAGCACCUGGAAACUGCCUAUGAAGCAGGUGUGAAGGAAAGUACCGUGAAAUACAUGGCAAUCCUUGAGGAUAAACUAGGCAGCUGCAAGUGUCCCCUGCUUGGAAGAGUGUGGGAAGCUGACUUGGAAGCUUGUCGACUGCUUAUUCAGAGUCUGCAGCUACAGGAAGCCAGAGGCAGCCUGCGUGUGGAAGAUGAGGGGCAGAUGGGUGACUUAGAGGGAGCUGCCUGGGCAGUGACUCCCACCAUCCCUCCCAGUACCCACUCUGAAGAUGAGAGGACAACCCCUCUGCAAGCUGUCCAAGAGUGGAAGGCUCAUCAUUCCCCCUCCCCUCACUGCAGAGGAGGCGAACAAGAAGAGGAAUCUUACAUCGUUUCUGCAGAACUUGAAGAAAAAUGUGAAGCCAUAGGCAAGAAGUUACUGUACUUAGAAGAUCAACUUCACACUGCCAUCUACAGUCAUGAUGAGGAUCUCAUUCAGUCUCUCAAGAGGCAGCUCCAGAUGGUUAAGGAGACGCUGCAGGUCAUGAUCCUGCAGCUCCAGCCAGAAAAGGAGGCAAGAGAAAGAGAGGCUGCAGUUUCCUGCACGACAGCUGGUGUCCGGGAAGCACAGGCCUGA